Molecule: messenger RNA, 750 nt
Organism: Penicillium pulvis
Lineage: Eukaryota; Fungi; Ascomycota; Eurotiomycetes; Eurotiales; Aspergillaceae
Product: alpha/beta hydrolase
Exons: 2
Coding region: 1-750 (249 amino acids)
Source: RefSeq, a predicted model, not a curated record
AUGGCUAACGGAAAGCCCACCAUUCUCCUCAUUCCCGGUUCUUGUAACCAAGGCAUCAUCUAUGAGCCUGUUGCAGCGAUACUUCGGUCUCAAGGAUAUCCUGUCGAGCCUAUCACCCUCCCUUCUCAGGGUGGACCAUCAUCAAGCACCAUGUAUGAUGUUUCGGAGUACAUCCGACAGAACUACCUAAAGAGCCUUGUCGCCCAAGGCAAAGAGGUUGUCAUUGUCAUGCAUUCAUACAGUGGAUUACCCGGCACAGAGUGUAUCAAGGGCUUCGCCCGCAAAGACUGCUUGGCACAAGACCUUAAUGGUGGUAUCGUUGCUCUGCUCUACAUAUCAAGUUUGGUGGUGCUGGCGGGGAACAGCAUCGUCGAUUUGAAUCCAAUGUUGGAGUCCCAGGCGACUAUCGAUGGCAAUGAGCUGUGGCCCAAGAACGCUAGAGAUAUGUUUUUCAAUGACCUUGACGAUGACGCAGCUGAGAAGUAUCUCGCUAAGAUCGUCUACCAAGCUGUUCCCAGUUUUCAAACUCCUCUUACAUAUGAAGGGUAUCGUAGUGUGCCUACCAGCUACCUUGUAUGUACGAAAGAUGCCACAGUCCUCCCCGUGCACCAGCUGGCUCAAACUGCCAUGCUCGGGGAGGGUGGCAUUCGUACUUAUUCUGUCGAUGCGGGGCACUUCCCCAUGCUGAGCAAGCCGCAGGCUGUGGCAGAUGUUAUUCAUGAUGUUGCAUCACGAGAAGGCACCGCGUAG